AUGGAUCUUCCAGAGCUGAAAGGGUAUUUACGCAAGAAAUCACGUCACAAUCGAUGGCAACGGCGCUAUUUCGAAGCCACUACACACUAUUUAACGUAUUACAAGAGUCGGGAGAGUGAAAAACUGCUGGCGUGCAUUGAUCUGUGGCGGACGCAGACCAUCGACUUUAUUCCGUUGGACGCUGACAAGCUCGAGUUCUCUAUCUCCAUUGGCGACCAAUCAUAUUUACUCAAGGCAGACAGUCAGGAAGACGCCACACGAUGGGUCGAGGGGCUCCAAGCAAGACAGCAUCGACCCGAAGGCACGCCCUCUGAGGUUUUUAGUCUACGAAGUGAGCAUAUAGACGCGGAGAGCGACGCGUCUUCUAGCGAGUAUGGUGGCCGACGUCCUAGAGGCGCAUCGUCGGACAAUGGCUCUAUCUCGGGCAGUUGUCGCUCAUCCAUCUCCUAUGCUGAAGUACAGAACCCAGUGGUCCCGAACGCCAAUGUGAUCGCCAGACAGUCCUUGUCACAUGCUGAUGCACCGAAUCCAGUGAUUCCGAACGCCAAUACGAUCGCUCGUGCAUCUUUUUCGCACGCGGAUGCUAGCAAUUUUGUUACUUCGAGUGCUACGGCUAGUACUGCUGCAACAGGAUUAAAGUAUCCGAUGGUGAAUACGAACCAACAAGUCACGCGGUCUUUGGUAGCAACGACUGCUGGAAAGACUGAGAAUGACGAGUAUCCUGUUACCGCACAGUGCUGUGCGCCAUGCUUGAUCAUGUAA
This is a messenger RNA of Peronospora farinosa, 762 nucleotides long. The record is from the annotation of a GenBank genome assembly. Lineage: Eukaryota; Oomycota; Peronosporomycetes; Peronosporales; Peronosporaceae.